CUACCGCACAUGGUCUGCUAGAUUUGAAAGGGCAUUUGAGAUUUGGAGAGGCAUGGGCAUGUCACUGCAAGGAGUUCGCACCUGUGGAGAUUAUAUGUUUAGUGGACACACUGUGUGGCUGACGCUGUUUAAUUUCUUCAUUACUGAAUAUACUCCAAGGAACUUUGUGUAUCUUCACACAUUCACUUGGGUACUCAAUCUGUUUGGACUUUUCUUUAUUUUAGCUGCUCAUGAACACUACUCUAUUGAUGUGUUCUUUGCCUUUUAUAUUGCUUCAAGGCUGUUCCUUUAUUACCAUACUCUUGCCAACAAUGCCAACGUAAUGCGUCAUGACAGAAAGAGGGCCAAGGCUUGGUUCCCACUUUUCUUUUUCUUUGAGUCAAAGGUUGAUGGUGUCAUUCCAAAUGAUUAUGAAUGGCCAUUUUCUUGGCCGAAGUUCUUAAGAGAGGCAUUCGCUAAGAAAAAAUAUAAACAGAAACUGCAUUUGAAAUAGUCUCUUAUGUGCUACAUGUACUGUGGUAAAAAACAUUUUACA
Molecule: messenger RNA, 535 nt
Organism: Lingula anatina
Lineage: Eukaryota; Metazoa; Brachiopoda; Lingulata; Lingulida; Lingulidae
Product: sphingomyelin synthase-related protein 1
Biological process (GO): ceramide biosynthetic process
Cellular component (GO): endoplasmic reticulum membrane; plasma membrane; Golgi membrane
Molecular function (GO): sphingomyelin synthase activity; ceramide cholinephosphotransferase activity; protein binding
Source: RefSeq, a predicted model, not a curated record